ACACUGGCAGAUUAAAACGCUCUGAUGGGGAAGGGCUUACAGGCUGAGUCAAAAGCCAAGAAGUCUCUUUAUUUACGCCUACCUCCCAGCCCUUGGCAAUCUGACUAAUAACAAACUGAGCUAACAAGAAAUACUAGAAAAGGAGGAAGGAGAACAUUGCUGCAGCUUGGAUCUACAAACUAAGAAAGCAAGAGUGAUCAAUCCCAGCUCUGUUAAACAUCUUGUUUACUUACUGCAUUCAGCAGCUUGCAAAUGGUUAACUAUAUGCAAAAAAGUCAGCAUAGCUGGGAAGUAUGCUGUGAAUUUUAAUUGAGGGAAAAAGGGACAAUUGCUUCAGGAUGCUCUAGUAUGCACUCUGCUUGAAAUAUUUUCAAUGAAUUGCUCAGUAUUCUAUCUUUGACCAGAGGUUUUAACUUUAUGAACCUAUGGGACUUGACAAAAAGUGAUAUUUGAGAAGAAAGUACACAGUGGUUGGUGUUUUCUUUUUUAAUAAAGGAACUGAAUUACUUUGAACACCUCUUCCAGCUGUGCGUUACAGAUACCGUCAGGAAGAGUCUCUGCUUUACAGAAUCGGAUUUCAUCACAUGACAACAUGAAGCUGUGGAUUCUUCUCUUUUAUUCAUCUCUCCUUGCCUGUAUGUCUUUACAGUCCCAAACUCCAGUGUUCUCAGUCAGAAGCUCUUGUGAUUCUCUUUGCAAUUGUGAGGAAAAAGAUGGCACGAUGCUAAUAAAUUGUGAAGAAAAAGGUAUCAAGACGGUAUCUGAAAUAAGUGUGCCACCAUCACGACCUUUCCAACUAAGCUUAUUAAAUAAUGGCUUGACAAUGCUUCACACAAAUGACUUUUCUGGGCUUACCAAUGCUAUUUCAAUACACCUUGGAUUUAACAAUAUUGCAGAUAUUGAGAUAGGUGCAUUUAAUGGCCUUGGCCUCCUUAAGCAACUUCAUAUCAAUCACAAUUCUUUAGAAAUUCUUAAAGAGGAUACUUUCCAUGGACUGGAAAACCUGGAAUUCCUGCAAGCCGAUAACAAUUUUAUCACAGUGAUUGAACCAAGUGCCUUUAGCAAGCUCAACAGACUCAAAGUGUUAAUUUUAAAUGAUAAUGCUAUUGAGAGUCUUCCUCCAAACAUCUUCCGAUUUGUUCCUUUAACCCAUCUAGAUCUUCGUGGAAAUCAGUUACAAACAUUGCCUUAUGUUGGUUUUCUCGAACACAUUGGCCGAAUAUUGGAUCUUCAGUUGGAGGACAAUAAAUGGGCCUGCAAUUGUGACUUACUGCAGUUAAAAACUUGGUUGGAGAACAUGCCUCCGCAGUCUAUAAUUGGUGAUGUUGUCUGCAAUAGCCCUCCAUUUUUUAAAGGAAGUGUACUCAGUAGACUAAAGAAGGAAUCCAUUUGCCCCACUCCACCAGUGUAUGAAGAACAUGAGGAUCCUUCAGGAUCGUUACAUUUGGCAGCAACAUCUUCAAUAAAUGAUAGUCGCAUGUCAACUAAGACCACAUCCAUUCUAAAACCACCCACCAAAGCACCACGUUUGAUACCUUAUAUUACAAAGCCAUCCACUCAACUUCCAGGACCUUACUGCCCUAUUCCUUGUAACUGCAAAGUCCUAUCCCCAUCAGGACUUCUAAUACAUUGUCAGGAGCGCAACAUUGAGAGCUUAUCAGAUCUGAGACCUCCUCCGCAAAAUCCUAGAAAGCUCAUUCUAGCGGGAAAUAUUAUUCAUAGUUUAAUGAAGUCUGAUCUAGUGGAAUAUUUCACUUUGGAAAUGCUUCACUUGGGAAACAAUCGUAUUGAAGUUCUUGAAGAAGGAUCAUUUAUGAACCUAACGAGAUUACAAAAGCUGUAUCUAAAUGGUAACCAUCUGACCAAAUUAAGUAAAGGCAUGUUCCUUGGCCUCCAUAAUCUUGAAUACUUAUAUCUUGAAUACAAUGCCAUUAAGGAAAUACUGCCAGAAACAUUUAAUCCAAUGCCUAAACUUAAAGUCCUCUACUUAAAUAACAACCUCCUCCAAGUUUUGCCACCACAUAUUUUUUCAGGGGUUCCUCUAACUAAGGUAAAUCUUAAAACAAACCAGUUUACCCAUCUACCUGUAAGUAAUAUUUUGGAUGAUCUUGAUUUACUAACCCAGAUUGACCUUGAGGAUAACCCCUGGGACUGCUCCUGUGACCUGGUUGGACUGCAACAAUGGAUACAAAAGCUAAGCAAGAACACAGUGACAGAUGACAUCCUCUGCACUUCUCCCGGGCAUCUCGACAAAAAGGAAUUAAAAGCCCUAAAUAGUGAACUUCUCUGUCCAGGUUUAGUAAAUAACCCAUCCAUGCCAACACAGACUAGUUACAUUAUUGUCACCACUCCUACAACAACAACGAAUACGGCCGAUACUAUUUUACGGUCUCUUACAGAUGCUGUGCCACUGUCUGUUCUAAUAUUGGGACUUCUGAUUGUGUUCAUCACUAUUGUGUUCUGUGCUGCAGGGAUAGUGGUUCUUGUUCUUCACCGCAGGAGAAGAUACAAAAAGAAACAAGUAGAUGAGCAAAUGAGGGACAACAGUCCCGUGCAUCUUCAGUACAGCAUGUAUGGCCAUAAAACCACUCAUCACACUACUGAAAGACCCUCUGCCUCUCUCUAUGAACAGCACAUGGUGAGCCCCAUGGUUCAUGUCUAUAGAAGUCCCUCCUUUGGUCCAAAGCAUUUGGAAGAGGAAGAAGAGGGGAAUGAGAAAGAAGGAAGUGAUGCAAAACAUCUCCAAAGAAGUCUUUUGGAACGGGAAAAUCAUUCACCACUCACAGGGUCCAAUAUGAAAUACAAAACCACGAACCAAUCGACAGAAUUUUUAUCCUUCCAAGAUGCCAGUUCACUGUAUAGAAACAUUUUAGAAAAAGAAAGGGAACUUCAGCAACUGGGAAUCACAGAAUACCUAAGGAAAAACAUUGCUCAGCUCCAGCCUGAUAUGGAGGCACAUUAUCCAGGAGCCCACGAAGAACUGAAAUUAAUGGAAACAUUAAUGUACUCACGUCCAAGGAAGGUAUUAGUGGAACAGACGAAAAAUGAGUAUUUUGAACUCAAAGCUAAUUUACAUGCUGAACCUGACUAUUUAGAAGUCCUGGAGCAGCAAACAUAGAUGGAGAGUUUGAGGGCUUUCACAGAAAUGCUAUGAUUCUGUUUAAAGUCCAUACCUUGUAAAUAAGUGCCUUACAUGAGUGUGUCAUCAAUCAGAACUUAAGCACAGUAGUAAACUACGGGGGAAAAAAAGGAAGAAAAAUAAACUCAGGGAUCAUUGGGAGAAGCCAUGGCAUUAUCUUCAGGCAAUUCAGUCUGUCCCAAAUAAAAUAAAUCCUUGCAUGUAAAUCAUUCAAGGGUUAUAGUAAUAUUUCUCCAUAUACUGAAAAGUGUCUCAUAGGAGUCCUCUUGCACAUCUAAAAAGGUUGAACAUUAAAGUAUCCCGAAUUUUCUUGAAUUGCUUUCCCUAUAGAUUAAUUACAAUUGGAUUUCAUCAUUUAAAAACCAUACCUGUAUAUGUAGUUAUAAUAUGUAAGGAAUACAUUGUUUAUAACCAGUAUGUACUUCAAAAAUGUAUAUUGUCAAACAUACCUAACUUUCUUGCAAUAAAUGCAAAAGAAACUGGAACUUGACAAUUACAAAUUACAGUGAAGAAAAAAUAUAAAGGUUGUAAUUACAUAGGUCAUGGGUGGCUCAAAACUUUGAGCAUUUGAGCUUAAACAAAUGCCACUCUCGUGCAUUCUAAGUUUAAAAAGUUAAAAUGAUUAAUAGUUCAGGUGGAAUAAAUAAGCAUAUUUUGGGGGGUUUUCUACACAUUUUGUGUAGAUAAUUUUAAUGUCAGUGCUGCUGUGAACUAAAGUAUGUCAUUUAUGUUCAAAGUUUAAUUCUUCUUCUAGGGAUAUUUUAAAAAUGCUACUGAGAUUCUGCUGUAAAUAUGACUAGAGAAUCUAUUGGGUUUGCUUUAUUUCAUAGGCUUAAUUCUUUGUAAAUUUGAAUGACCAUGAUAGAAAUACAUUUCUUGUGGCAAGUAAUUCACAGUUGUAAAGUAAAUAGGAAAAAUUAUUUUAUUUUUAUUGAUGUAUAUUGAUAGAUGCCAUAAAUCAGUAGCAAAAGGCACUUCUAAAGGUAAGUGGUUUAAGUUGCCUCAAGAGAGGGACAAUGUAGCUUUAUUUUACAAGAAGGUAUAGUUAGAUUUCUAUGAAAUAUUUAUUCUGUACAGUUUUAUAUAUUUUUGGUUCACAAAAGUAAUUAUUCUUGGGUGCCUUUCAAGAAAAUUAAAAAUACUACUCACUACAAUAAAACUAAAAUGAAAACUCUA
Molecule: messenger RNA, 4315 nt
Organism: Macaca mulatta (Rhesus monkey)
Lineage: Eukaryota; Metazoa; Chordata; Mammalia; Primates; Cercopithecidae
Gene: SLITRK6
Product: SLIT and NTRK like family member 6
Biological process (GO): axonogenesis; positive regulation of synapse assembly
Cellular component (GO): plasma membrane
Molecular function (GO): protein binding
Source: RefSeq, a predicted model, not a curated record